Phyllotreta striolata is the source of this 2581-nucleotide messenger RNA. The record is from the annotation of a GenBank genome assembly. Lineage: Eukaryota; Metazoa; Arthropoda; Insecta; Coleoptera; Chrysomelidae.
CGGGAAACCGAGCGGGCGCCUCAUGUGCAAAUCUUUUCGAAUACGUCCGAAAUGAAUGGUGUACGGUAGAAAACGGGAAUUUAUUUAGACGCGUAUGUGGGUGAUGGCGUGCGUGCAUCGAGUAGAAGGAUCAAACGAUUUAUUUUUAAUUAAAAUUUAAGUGAAUGUUUUGAUGACAAAAUGCUUGAUGAUAUAAGUGAAACAAAGGCCACAAUGCAAGCGGAUGAAGUAGACGGGGUGAUUUGCAAGGAAACAGAUUUAAUACCAACUGAAAUGACUUUCAAAGUCGAUGAAGAAGUUAAACAUUCCAAAUUCAAAGUCGAACCUCACAUAGACGAAAUUGGUACGGAGGCAGAAACGACGAGAUAUAAAGGUAUAAACUUAGAAGAUGAUAUCGAAAAAGUGGAAGUUAGUAGCCCGGAAUCCUCAGAAGACGAAGAUUUUGAUAGUACCCCAUCGAUUAAAGACGGCGAUUUGAAUUUAUUCAAUAAAAUUCCUACGCAAAAUCCGAACGAUUCCAUCAAAACUUGGUUGCAGAAAAUAACAGAAGUACAAAAUGAAAUGCAGAAGAAGUACCUUAGUGGUCUAGGAGGAAACGUUCAAAUACCUUUAAAUUCGUUAAUGAAUAAUCCUCCUCUAAUAAACGCACCAGCGAGUUCAUCAACACCAAACCCUAGCAGAGUAGUUAAAUACCAAGACUUGCCUUACAUGGGCGAAAUGACCCUGGAUAAUUCGAAACCAAGAAGAGGCAGGAAACCUAAAAAAGCAGAUAUUUGCCACUUAAUUUACAAAAACUAUGGCACUAUAUUCCCCGGUACUCCAAAUCCAGGAAGCUACCUGGAAAAAGAAAAUAACAUUUUCAAAAAAUCCGACCUUCCUGAGAUUAAAGAUGGGGAAUUUAACCGGAGUGACGUACAGCAUAGAAUUAUAUCUAGUUUAUUAGAAAAAAGACUGACACAAGAAUACAACAGAAGUAAAGACGCGAAGAACACUCACAACGAUAAGAGAAAAGAUAAAACAAACCAAGAGGAACCUUUAAAUUUAUGUAUAAGAGACUUAAAUCACUUAAAAAUAAGACUGUUAAAGAAACACGAUAACACUUAUACCUCUGAAAUUAAAUCUGAACCACAAUCAGAUGACGAUAUUGAGAUGAUUCAGGAUUCAAGUCCCAACAACCAAAAAGGAGAGCCAAAGUUUCCUUUAUUCCCUCCUGAAGGUAUGGACCCCCUUAAAACAGCCGAUGGCACAGCAGGUCCAGGAGGAUACGUUUAUUGGUCCAAUGCAGGAGUUUUCAUCCACCCUGUUGCACUGCAGCAACAGUUAAUGAUGUACCAAAGAAUGGCAGCAGGUAACAGUUACAUACUACCAACUAACCACAGUCCAAAACCGCCUCCUGAAACAAGCACCGGCGCUAGCAAGGAAAACGGGUCAAACGAAUUAAGGAAGCUGGUACCGAAAUCUAUCAAACCGAAACCAAAUUCUCCUAAAGUAGACAGCAGAGAAGAAAGCACUCCCUCGCCUCAAGCACAGGAUAUAAAGAAACGAAAUGCUCCCAAUUCUGAGAAUAGUAAAACACCUACCAAACGAAAAAGAUCGGCGAUUUUUAUACCACCUAUACCCACAGAAAACAACGCCAAUCCUGCCACUGAGGUCAGCAUCUGCAAAUUCAAAUUCACUGGCGGAGCUAAGCCUAGCCUGCAGGAAAAGAAGAUGCUAUCGGUGGACUCGGGUGGAAAUUUUAGAUAUUACAGCGGAACAGGCGAUAAAUCGAUGAGAGGCUACGAAUUCUUCCCCAGAGAGACUCUCCAGCAGCAAAUCAAUAACACCCACGGGUCAUCGACGGGCGCUUUCCUGCAAGCGACGGGAGAAAAAAUUUUCCCAUCGCCUCCGCCGGAUUUCGCCGGAGUAAAAGCCAGCCCCGAGUUCCUACUCGGUCCAGAAAUUCCGACGACGCCUUUCCCAUCGGCCCAAACUUCUAGUCACGACCUCCAAAGGAUGAAGAAGAGGAAAUCGCGAAAGAGCAUCCAAAGGGAAAAGUUGGAGCAAACGUUCAAGGAGAAGGGGUUUCUGAUUCAGACGCAACAAACUGAAAACGCCGAGGGGGCGACUUACUGUAAAUUCAGGCAGCUGCGGAAGUUCACCAGGUAUUUGUUCAGGUCGUGGAAGGAUUAUUUGCCAGGGAAUAUUGCUGAGGACCAGCAAGGCAAACCCAUUCUACCGGAAUCCAGUGAAUUGUCUAGGGACAACACAGACGAGGCUUCGGUGCAUUCUAGUGAAGUAUCCGUCAGCAACGCGUGAUCACAGCAUUUAUAUUAACAAUGUUUCAACAGAUGAAAUAAUUGCUACAUUUAGUAGUGUUACUUGGAACGUUUGGUGCUAUAUUUAUAGAAAAUGUUUUGUUUUAACCAAAGAUUAAAGGAGUGAAUGCUUUUGUUGGACAAUGUGUUGAAGUUAACUCGAAUAAAUUUUUUGAUUAUUGAUAUUAUUACCAAAUGGAUAUGGUGAACUAAAUCUAGUCCGUACAGUGUUAUUACUUAGUACUAUGUACUCUAAACUUUGUUAAUGUAAAUUAUAAUUAAAC